UAAGUACAUCCGUAAUCUAAAAAGCAUAUUUAAAUUAUUUCAGUGUAUCCAUAAAAGUUUUUAAGUUAAAUUUAAAAUGUUCAUCAAGACGUCAACAUUAUGGCUCCUCUUAUGUAGCUCAUAUAUCAUAAAAAUUACUGGUGACCAGAGCAAUUCCAAAGAAGAAAAUGGUCAAUGGAAUUCCAUUGGCCAAGAGGUAGUAGCAGAAAUCCGGGAUGAAUUGAGCAAAAUUACUUCCAAUUUAGAUCACAAUAAAAUGUUUUCUGGUGAUAACAUAGAUGAAUUUUUGAGCAAAAUCCAAGUGAUUUUUCCAGGCACUCUUUGGUGCGGUCCUGGAAAUAUUUCCGAUUCUAGCAACGAUUUGGGUGUACUUAAAUCCACUGAUUCUUGUUGCAGAGACCAUGACAUGUGUCCAGACUAUAUAGAAGCUGGAAAAUCUGAACAUGGAUUGGUCAAUAAAGGGUUAUUCACGCGGUCGCAUUGUGAUUGUGAUGAGAAAUUUUAUAAUUGUCUCAAAAAUGUUAACACUGUUGUCUCUAAUGGAAUAGGAUUUACAUAUUUUACUGUUUUGGGGCCGCAAUGCUUCAAACGAGAUUAUCCUAUAGUCGAUUGCCUUAAAGAAGAUAUUAGAGGUAGAUGCUUGAAAUAUGAAAAAAAUGAAACUCAAGACCAAAUUUAUGAAUGGUUUGAUAAUCCCGACUAUGUACAAAUUUGACACAGAAUAAAGUUUUGAGAAAUUUUUGUUGCUAACAAAAACUUAUGUUUUCAUGCAUAUUUUUCAGGAAUUUUGCAUACUAUAUAUGGUAUUUAUUUUAAUUUUUGACGUAUGUACCUACAAUAGCUCUUUACAUUGAUAAGGUCUUAUCGAAAACGACAUUGAUAUUAAAAUAAAAUUUGUCGAAAUUUGUUUAACACUUUUCCGUGAACUAAACAGCAGAUUAUUUUUCCUAAGCCUUUAAUUUCUAUUGAAAAUGUUUUGCAAAACUUCAACAAUAUGGUGUCUCCUAUUAAACUCUUGUAUUAUAGAAAUCACUGGUGCGUUAAAUAUUUAUAAACAUAACAAAAACAAUUAGUUGUGUCAUUUUGAAAAAUCUUCUGUAAAAGUUGUGAUAGGUGACCAGAGCAAUGACAAAAUGGAAAAUAGUCAAUGGGAUUCCAUUGGUCUAACAGAAAUCCGAGACGAAUUGAGUAAAAUUACAUCCAAUUUGGAUCACAACAAAAUAUUUUAUGGUGAUAGCCAGGAUGGAUUUUUCACUAAAAUCCUGCAGAUUGUUCCAGGUUCUUGAAACAGGUUGCAUUUUCCAAAAAUAUUUUUUUUUAGGCACUCUUUGGUGCGGAAGUGGAAAUAUUUCCGAUUCUAGCAACGA
Molecule: messenger RNA, 1367 nt
Organism: Tribolium madens (black flour beetle)
Lineage: Eukaryota; Metazoa; Arthropoda; Insecta; Coleoptera; Tenebrionidae
Gene: sPLA2D
Product: phospholipase A2-like
Exons: 4
Coding region: 77-715 (212 amino acids)
Biological process (GO): phospholipid metabolic process; arachidonate secretion
Source: RefSeq, a predicted model, not a curated record